Solenopsis invicta (red fire ant) is the source of this 2307-nucleotide messenger RNA. It is a transcript of the gene IntS10, whose product is annotated as integrator complex subunit 10. Lineage: Eukaryota; Metazoa; Arthropoda; Insecta; Hymenoptera; Formicidae. Gene Ontology annotation, cellular component: integrator complex. The transcript is spliced from 8 exons. The coding region runs from base 221 to 2092 and encodes 623 amino acids. The record is from RefSeq and is a predicted model, not a curated record. Gene Ontology annotation, biological process: snRNA processing.
AGUUCAAUGUCUACAUUUUAUGAGAGAUGCUCCAAAAUAAAUCGUGGUCAUAGCUCAUAGCUUUUUUCAGGCUUCUCUCUGAUAAUUGAGCGCGCUUAUAAAUCAUUUAUUGUCAUCUACGAGUAAUUUGAUAUUUAUAAAUAUUUAUCAAAUGCUACACAUACUCACAGUGUGGUGAGCAGGUGACGUAUAUGUAUUGCAUUUCAUAUAAUAUUACAUUAUGUUGGAAAAAUCGUCCAGUACGGAUAAUCAGUUAUCCAAAGAAGAUUAUUUAAUAAUGAAAGCUAAAAAGGCACUGCCGGUCGACAUUUAUGCGGCUAAAUCCUGGCUGAUUACCGCGAAAUCACUAUUUCCACAUAGUGCGAAAGUUCAGUUCGAGGCAUAUCGUAUUGAGAAAUUGUCAAAGAAUGUAAAGGAAGCAGCGAAAUGCUUCAGCGAAAUAUUCCAAAAUUUUCCGGACGAUCGCGAAAUAUGGAAAGAAAUAGAGACCGUAACAAUGUGUCUUCGUUUGGAGCAGUGCGAUAACGAGUCUGAAUUUUUAUGCCAAAUGUUUCAACAUAUCCCACAGGACUUACAACACAGGCUACUUGUAAUGACAGCGGAUCAUAGCGAAGAUACAAUGGAACAUUGUAAAUUGUUACUAUUACUGCUACGCAAGUUUCCUCAAACCAUAGCAACUCAUGGGUCGCGUUUGGUGGAAACUUUAUUAACUGCAGAGAAACACAGUCAUCCAGGCCGAGCUGUGAAUGGUUUUAGAAGAUUAUUGGCAUGCGAAGCAUUGCCACUACUUGGUGGUGCUGUAGUGGAAUUGAAUCCUCGUCUUAGUUUACGAUUGUUAUGUAAGGCCGUAGAAUUUUACUUGGCAUACAUACAGCAGCCACAAGAUACACAAAUUCAAAAUCCAUGGGACAGACUUUAUCAAAUUGUGGAGCUAAUAGGCAAGAAAUUGGGAUGGGAGUUGAGCAGUCUAUUUGCUAUACCCUGGAGUCGUGAAAUAUACAGUGAUAGAUUGCAGCAAUAUGCAAUUGCUCAUAGCACUAGUCUGAAUGACGAGCCGAUUGUCAGGCAAUUACUAAUGUGUACAAUCGUAGUAGUAUUGAGAAUAUUAAAUGAGCAUAAUACUCUCAUUGCCAAUGAAGAAACAAUGUACUGUCUCGUAGAAGCUUUUGCGGAAGGAGUAUAUUCUUCUACAGAACCUAAAUUGAAAAAGCGAAAGCGAGAUGAUGCCGCCAUAAUAGUAACUAGUGACAGUGAUUACAAUGGCAGUGGCCUAGCAUUAGCAGUAAAGUUAUGGGACUUACUACACAGUAGUGACUAUCUUCAAAGAGAAAUAUCCAAACUAAUUCAACAAUUGCGGCUAGAUAAUUGGCUGAAUCAGUUUUUUACAGAUUCAGCAAUGUAUAAAGGUUUAUAUCGUGAAGUGUUGGGCAGAUUAGCAGAAGGUAGUACUUUAUCUGCUAAUCUUCGUUUGGCCAGCACUUGUUUCUUUUUGAAAGACUAUAAGGGUAUGAUGGAAUAUAUUGUUUUAGUAACAAACUUAUUGCCUUCAGCAUCGGGCAAAAUAUCUCACAAUUUGACAGUUCCAAGUACAAGACAUUUACAUUAUUUGGCUCUCGCUCGUUUCCCUAUUUUACAAUACUGUUGCAGAUUGCUUCUUUUAGCUAUAAAGGACAAUUUUUCUUUACCUGGAAAUAUUGGGGAUUUGGCCAUUGGACAUGCAUUGGUCCUCGUGCAGAUAGAUUGGCCACAAGAAGCUAGCACUUUAACUAUGAUAACACAACAAAUUGUUAAUCGUGGAAGUUUCACUUAUCCAUUAUUUCAACCGUACAUAAUAUGUGUAGAUAUUUUAGAAGAAUUAACAUAUCUAUGGACUGAACAUGGCGGAGGAGUAUCACUGGACAUAACUACAAGCGCGGGAAUUAUACAAAAUCGUCGCGUCACCACACGCGGUGCUGAUAAGGGAGUACGCGAGGAAUUGAAGCAAGCUAUGCGUCGACAAGCCGCACGGGACGGCAUUGAUCCUUUAGAUGAACUGUUACAGAAAUUUAUUAUCAAUGAACAAGGCGCCAUUCUGCAUAGCUUAAUCAAAUGAAUUAAUUUUGAGUUUCGUUAUUUAUAGUUAUAACUUGUAUACAAUAUUUUUAUAUUGAAUCUUUGGAAACAAUUUUCAACAUUUAGCACCAUUACGAUCUGUUCCUAAGUUUUAUAAUAAUAAUUACGUCACAUUAACAAUAUGUUUUAUAAAUUAUAAAGAUUUUAUAAAAUAUAAUAUACAAAUUUAUAUAAUUAAAGUUAUAUUUUCGUUUA